UUUUUUUUUUUUUUUUAAAUCUGAAUUUUAUUAAUUGUAGAAGAGAAAAGUGUGUGAAUGUUAUGUUUUUAUCAAAAAAAAAAAAAGUAAUGAAAGAGUGGAGUAAAAAGUGAAAGAUAAAAGAAGAUUAAUAUAUUUAAAAAAAAAGGGUAAUUAAGUCCAUCCAAAUUAAAAUGAGAGCGUUACUAGGUAAAAAGGGAGCGAUAUUUAGUACAACCCAAACUCAAACAUAAACCAAAAAUAGAAAGCCCACUAAAACGCCAUUAAAUCUCCCUCUUAUCAAAACAUCAUCCACACUCUUCUCCCUCCUUUCCUCUUUCUCUCUCCUCUUUCAACAAACAACGAACAAGAAGAAAGCUCUGAAACCUCAAAAAAUGGCGACCAUUACAGCUUCUUCUCAAUCUCUCUUUCUCCUACACCCUAAAACCCCUUUUCUCUCCUUAUCAAAACCCACCAGAAAAACCCUCUUCUUCGCAACCUGCGCCGCAACAACCACCAAUCUCUCUCUUCAAAUUAGGGCUUCUUCUUCAUCUUCAACUCCAGCACCUUCAAUUUCAUCAAUUCCAACUUUACCCUUCAACAAUUCCCCACUUUCCACUUCCAUGCGCCCAAUCACCACCUUGAUCACCACCAUUUUCUCCGUUUCGAAACUCUUCGCUACUAAAAUCGCUUCGAUUUUACCCUCACCAACCCCUAAUGAGCUCCAGAAUCUCAGCAAUUUGAGGAAGAAUUUGCUCUGUUCAGUGGGUCCUUUGUUCUUCGCCGCAUUGAAAGACCGUCCAAGUGGUUCACUUAACACUCCAUUGACAGUUGUUGCUGCUGGAAUGGCGAAAUGGCUUGAUAUUUAUAGUGGGGUUUUAAUGGUUAGGGUUUUGCUCAGUUGGUUCCCUAAUAUUCCGUGGGAUAGGCAGCCAUUAUCGGCAAUUAGGGAUUUGUGUGAUCCUUAUUUGAAUUUGUUUCGGAAUAUUAUUCCUCCAAUUUUCGAUACAUUGGAUGUUAGCCCGUUGUUGGCGUUCGCGGUGUUGGGACUUCUUGGCUCGAUUUUGAACAGCAGUCUUGGGAGUUAUUGAUGGAGAAGAUGAAGGUGGGAGAUUGAGUAAGCUGUUUAUGUAUGGUAUUGUUAAAUUUUGUUUUUAUAAAAUUUUGUUAUAAGAGUGAAUUUUGAGUUAGAACAAUGGAUUAUACUGAUUUAGUAAGCUGUUAGUUCUACUUUAGACGAAGAAAUGGAAUCAUCAAAUUAUUGAGGAAAUAUUAACCUAUAAUUAUUUAUAUAUAUAUAUGCUAUUUUCAA
Chenopodium quinoa (quinoa) is the source of this 1291-nucleotide messenger RNA. RefSeq names its product ylmG homolog protein 1-2, chloroplastic-like. Lineage: Eukaryota; Viridiplantae; Streptophyta; Magnoliopsida; Caryophyllales; Amaranthaceae. Gene Ontology annotation, cellular component: membrane. The record is from RefSeq and is a predicted model, not a curated record. Gene Ontology annotation, biological process: chloroplast fission. The coding region runs from base 375 to 1070 and encodes 231 amino acids. The transcript has a single exon.